Messenger RNA from Hypoxylon fragiforme, 1155 nucleotides. RefSeq lists its product as uncharacterized. The transcript has 3 exons. Lineage: Eukaryota; Fungi; Ascomycota; Sordariomycetes; Xylariales; Hypoxylaceae. The record is from RefSeq and is a predicted model, not a curated record. Bases 278 to 1054 code for a protein of 258 amino acids.
AUCGAUAUAACAUACAUAGUAAGCUACCUACCUAAGCGACCUAACUGCCCGACCGUUCGCGCCCGCUCGAAUCCACGCUCCCGCUUUAGAAAGCUAGAACUUUUAGAACUUCGGCCCACCGAGAUACCGGCGCCCCACCAAACCCAACGAGAAAAAAACCGAACCCACCGCUAUAAUCUGACGUCCAUCCGCCGGCAGAACCCAAUUCAGAUCUUCUUCCUUUUUUCAAUCUAAAUAAGACUCAUCCUACAAUCCAAGACACCCGACAAAGAACAAUAUGGAAGCCUUGAGAGGGACCUCGCCGUCUAAGAAUUCUGCGAGUGCCGAGUCUCCUGAACAGUUACUGGACGCUUUUAAAGCCGCCGCCUUAUCUGUAACGAAACUAUAUAAAACUUCGGCUGCCGCUCAGGCAAAAGCGAGAGCGGAGGGUUACCAAGACUGUAUAGAUGAUCUCCUGGUCUUCUUGGACAAGUCUCAUAUAGGCCUAGGUGAUGGGGAAGGGUGGCAAAUCCGGAAAUGGGCUACUGAGAGAUUAGAUGGAAGGGAGUCACAGUCGCUAGAGAGUGAGGAUGAGGUGGAAAAGUCGGAACCUCUACCAUCACCGGAGAUUCAUCGCUCAGCUAAUCAAACACAUCCAUCUACGGCCCGGAAUGACGUCCAUAUGCAACACGAGCCUACGCCUACCCUCCAGUCUACAACUCACUCCCCCGCCGAGGAGCAACAUUGCCACGCAGUUCCGACACAAGAAAAUUUCACCUUUCGGUCAUCGCAUCAGUACCCGCAAGAGUCAUAUCCAAACUUAGAAAAUCUAGAUCUCUCCGAUUCCGCCAAGGUCAACGACAACACUAUUUCGGGCUCCUCGGCUGUCCCGCUACAUUCAUCACGGUCGCGUACAAUCAAAAGAGGUUCAAGACCAAGGCCCACUGCCCAUCUUGGGAAGGGUGCUGGGCAAAAACGACCCAUCAACUUUGCUGAGCUAUUCGACGUAGGGAGCAUCACAUUUGGGAAGGACGCAUUUGGGGGAAGGGAAGGCAAGAGAAGCCGGCACACAUGAAAAGCAACUUGAGAGCUUAGACUUUACGUCUAUAACGGGACGGCUCUCUCGUUUUUCUGGCUUAUCUGGGUACCUAUCUAGCUGGAAGAAACGGGGGUUCA